Messenger RNA from Myxocyprinus asiaticus (Chinese sucker), 3267 nucleotides. RefSeq names its product Spi-1 proto-oncogene a (gene spi1a). Gene Ontology annotation, cellular component: nucleus. Gene Ontology annotation, biological process: regulation of transcription by RNA polymerase II; cell differentiation. NCBI's taxonomy places the organism in Eukaryota, Metazoa, Chordata, Actinopteri, Cypriniformes, Catostomidae. Bases 313 to 1086 code for a protein of 257 amino acids. The transcript has 5 exons. Gene Ontology annotation, molecular function: sequence-specific DNA binding; DNA-binding transcription factor activity, RNA polymerase II-specific. The record is from RefSeq and is a predicted model, not a curated record.
AAUCCUUCAGUGAAGUCAGGUCAAUCACACAGGGACAAUGCAGGAAAGAUCCCCGCACACCAUCAACAUCUGACUCUUUUAUCAGGACAGUAGAGCUGAAGGAAGGACAGUUUUAAAACAACAUCUGAUGCACAUACCAGUUUUUAUUUUAUUUAUUUAUUUUUUUUUUUGUUGUUGUUUGUUUUUUUUAAAGACACCACAGGAUAAAGAUCUUGUGAAGUAAUUCCCAAGUCAUGUUAUGCAAUAUUCUGUAAAAAAGUGUGAAUCUGUAAGAUAGAAAGUGUAGCAGAAGUUGUGUGAUUGAAGGGCUUCAUGUUGCAUUACAGAAUGGAAAGCUGUGUUAUUUCACCUUUAUCAGAAGAAAUAAUGCCGUAUGAUCAUGGCGGUCGACCGACAUAUGACUUCUACCAAUAUCUCAGUACUGACCCCGAAACACUUCCAGAGAGUGGAUGGGACUACACAAGUGUUCAUGUCCAACACAGUGAGUUUGAGCCACCGCAGGAUCUUCAGUUUACUGAACUGCACCCAACCCAAUACCGCUUUGGAGAUGUGGAGCCCUACCACCCCUCUGUAGAUCCAGGGAUGGCAACAAUUCUACCUGUAGUUCCUCCACAGUACACUUACGUCCCUCACGCGCUGUAUCCACGGUCCCCGGUCCCCCACUGUAGCACGGAUGAUGAGGACCCUGGGGGUCGCAGUCCACCCUUUGAGGUGUCAGAAGGUGAGGAGGAUGCUGAGGGUCACCGGGGCACCUCCAGCACUCUGUCAGGAAACAAAAGGAAAGUUCGUCUCUAUCAGUUCCUCCUGGACCUUCUGCAAGACGGAGAUAUGCGCGACUGCAUCUGGUGGGUGGACCGAGAGCGAGGUGUCUUUCAGUUCUCCUCCAAACACAAGGAGACUCUGGCCAGCCGCUGGGGCCAGCAGAAGGGCAACCGCAAGAGAAUGACCUACCAGAAGAUGGCCAGGGCGCUGCGCAACUAUGGCAAGACCGGCGAGGUCAAAAAGGUAAAGAAGAAACUGACAUAUCAGUUCAGCAGUGAGGUGUUGAGGAGAACGAGUAUGGAACGGAGGCUGUAUCAUCACUGAGAGAGGACUGAGAGCACUCGAGAUCCAGCUUCUCUUGCCCAUAACAACAUCUACUUGUCUUCUGUAAAACAGAGCACAAUUUGCUGUAAAAAUGUCAAUCUCAGGGAUUUUAAAUUGAAAUAACAUGUAUUUCGCAGUCAUUUUGCAACAAGUGUUUAAGUGCCCUUUUGUAAUGUAAGGGCAGACAAAUAACUUCAGUGUGAGUUAGUCUACUCAGCCGAUUUAGGUUUCCCACACUUUGUUAACCAGGGUCAAGUUUAACGUUGGGUUAACUGUGGAUUAGUAAUUAAUCUGGGUAGUCGGGUUUUGACAUUUCACACUGUACUUUUUUCAACCCUGGGUUAAUGUUUUCCGUUGCAUAUUUGCAAGGUUAAUAAUGAUUUGGACAGAAACAGCAUGCAACAAGCACCUGACUUGUUUUAUAACUGCUUGUAACUGUGGAAACAUUGCCACGUGAAUUGACUAUUUAAUUAAUUAAUUAAACCCUUUUUUAUUAGGCAGUUUAUUAGUUGUCUGUUGCUAACUUGUUGAAACAUGCUUACGCUGUAUAGAUUCAUAUUCAGUUUUAAAGGGAUAGUUCACCCUAAAAUGAAAAUUCUCUCAUCAUUUACUCACCCUCAGGCCAUCCCAGAUGUGUAUGACUUUCUUUAUUCAGCAGAACACAAAUGAAGAUUUUUAGAAGAAUAUUUCAGCUCUGUAGGUCCAUACAAUGCAAGUCAACAGGGUCCAGAACUUUGAAGCUCCAAAAUCACAUAAAGGCAGCAUAAAAGUAAUUCAUAAGAUUCCAGAGGCUUAAUCCAUGUCUUAUGAAGUGAUAUGAUAGGUGUGGGUGAGAAACAGAUCAAUAUUUAAGUCCUUUUUAACUACAAAUCUACACUUUCACUCCCACAUUCUGGUGUGGAAGUGACUUUCACGUUCAGCCACCUACUGGUUGGAGCUGGUUAACGGUGGAGAUUUAUAGUUAAAAAGGAUCACAUCGCUUAAGAAGAAAUGGAUUUAACCACUGGAGUCUUUUGGAUUACUUUUAUGCUGCAUUAUGUGCUUUUAGGAGCUUCAAAGUUCUGGUCACCAUUAACUUGCAUUGUAUGGACCUACAGAGCUGAAAUGUUCUUCUAAAAAAUCAUUGUUAGUGUUCUGCAGAAGAAAGAAAGUCAUACACAUCUGGAAUGGCAUGAGGGUGAGUAAAUAAUGAGAGAAUUUUAGGAGCUAAAUGUUUGAAAAGCCUUUUUCAUGGAACAAGUGUAGCAUUGCCUAUAUGCAGAUGUUUGUAAUAUAAUAUGCAAUGAUAACUUUCAACUGUUUAUAUGUCCUUUCUGUUCUACUUUAAGUACAUAAAGACCUCAUGUCAUAAAUAUGUUGAUCUGUUUUCCCAAAAGAGACUGUUGCAACACAAACUGACUUUUAAUCACAUGCAUGAUGUGAAAAUCUACAAUUUAAUUUCCAUUAGUGAUAAUGCUUAUUCUUGAUAUCAGUAAUUACUGCAAGUUUGCACUAGUAGAAUUUCACAAUGAUCUCUCAUUGACUCUUAUUCAAAACAGUUACUGAUAUCUAUAAUUAAUGUCUUUAUUUUAAAUUUCAUAUACACAUAUCAUACUUCUUACUAGUAAAAAAAUGUUAAUAUCAGGAAUGGGCAUUUGCACUAGUAAAAAUGUAGUUAUUGAUAUAAAAAUAAUCAUCUUUACUAGUAAGAAAUGCAUUGCUGAUGUAUUUAGAAUUUCAAAUAGUAAAACAUUAGUAAUAGAUAUCUGGAACUGCAUUUUGAAUGGUGAAUGACAGAUCAUUGUGAAAUUCUACUAGUGAAAAUAGUUACAGAUAUGAAUAAUUGUUUUUACUAGUUGAAAUUCCAUUUUUGACACCAAUGAAGGGCAUUUCUGUGAGUAAUGACAUCAUCACAAGAAUGAAAAUUUUUCUAAUGCAAACCUAAUUACUGAUGUAUAACAAAUUGCAUUUUCAUUAACUUGAUGAUAUCAAGAAUUAGCAUUAUAACUAGUGAAAAUAUAAUACAGUAUCUAUAAUUCAUAUCCUGCAUGUGCUUAAAUGUCAAAAGGACUUACAGUAAAAGACUGUAAAUUGUAAAUGUGUACAUCUAUUAAAAGUUAGUUUUGUCAACUUUUAGGGAGUACACUAGGAUUUAGAUGACGUCAGAGCUAACAGACAUCUAUUAAAAGCUACAAAACUUCA